Indicator indicator is the source of this 1373-nucleotide messenger RNA. It is a transcript of the gene ATP5F1C, whose product is annotated as ATP synthase F1 subunit gamma. The transcript is spliced from 9 exons. The record is from RefSeq and is a predicted model, not a curated record. The coding region runs from base 32 to 916 and encodes 294 amino acids. Lineage: Eukaryota; Metazoa; Chordata; Aves; Piciformes; Indicatoridae. Gene Ontology annotation, biological process: proton motive force-driven ATP synthesis. Gene Ontology annotation, molecular function: proton-transporting ATP synthase activity, rotational mechanism.
CCUUCAGCGGGGCUGUGGUGGAGGCGCCGCCAUGUUCGCCCGGGGGGCUGCUGUCGCGCUUUACCAGCCGCAAUGGGGCCAAGUAAGGAAUAUGGCAACUCUAAAGGACAUUACCAGGCGCUUGAAGUCCAUCAAGAACAUCCAGAAAAUUACCAAGUCCAUGAAGAUGGUUUCUGCAGCAAAAUAUGCUAGAGCUGAGAGGGAGCUGAAACCUGCAAGAAUCUAUGGAACAGGAGCACUGGCUCUGUAUGAAAAAGCAGAAAUAAAGGCACCUGAGGAUAAGAAGAAGCAUCUCCUUAUUGGUGUGUCCUCUGACCGAGGUCUGUGUGGUGCUAUCCAUACAUCUGUUGCUAAAACCUUGAAGAAUGAGAUUACUAACCUCACAAAUGCAGGAAAAGAGGUUAUGGUGGUUGGAGUAGGUGACAAGAUCAGAGGCCUGCUUCAGAGGACACAUAGCAAUUAUUUCCUGCUGACAUUCAAAGAAGUGGGACGGAGACCUCCAAGCUUUGGAGAUGCUUCAGUCAUUGCCUUAGAGUUGUUAAACUCUGGGUAUGAAUUUGAUGAAGGCUCUGUCAUCUACAAUCGGUUCAGGUCUGUCAUCUCCUACAAGACUGAUGAGAAACCCAUCUUCUCCCUUGAAACAGUUGCUGGAUCUGAAAGCCUGAGUAUCUAUGAUGAUAUUGAUGCUGAUGUGCUGAGAAACUACCAGGAAUUCACACUAGCAAAUAUUCUGUACUACUCCCUGAAAGAAUCCACCACCAGCGAGCAGAGUGCUAGGAUGACCGCUAUGGACAACGCUAGCAAGAAUGCUUCUGAGAUGAUUGACAAAUUGACCUUAACAUUCAACCGUACCCGUCAAGCCGUCAUCACCAAGGAGCUUAUUGAGAUCAUCUCUGGUGCUGCUGCUCUGGAUUAAUCGGAAAAAGCGAUUCAACCAAAUCCAGGAGAGGUAAAGUUACAAAUAGAAACUAGAUUGUGUUUUUAAAGGAAUUAACACAGAAAAUCUCAACCUCAAGUGAGGAAGUCAGAAUUCAGUGUUGUUGGUCAAACUUCCCUUCCCAAAGAGCUGGGAAACUGUUCAUUGCUAGUUCGAAUUGGUCUGAACAAGAAAUCCUUCAGUAAUUGUAAUCAAAAUACAUCCAUACAAGUGUCCAUCCGCAUUUGACAGGAUUUUCUGUGUUUAUGUGUUAUUGAAUUCAUUUGCUGUUAUCUUUACAUUUUUAUAGUGUCCUGACCUUAUGCAAUGACUUCAAAAUGUUUCUGUAUAAGAUCUUCUACCUAGAGAGAUUUCUGUAGCUAAAUAGGCAUAUCCAAAAUUCAAACCUUAAAGGAAAAAUAGACUUUGGCAGGAGGGGGUAAGGAAUAUUUGUGAC